Molecule: messenger RNA, 1196 nt
Organism: Drosophila simulans
Lineage: Eukaryota; Metazoa; Arthropoda; Insecta; Diptera; Drosophilidae
Gene: wupA
Product: troponin I
Exons: 9
Coding region: 167-976 (269 amino acids)
Biological process (GO): muscle contraction
Cellular component (GO): troponin complex
Source: RefSeq, a predicted model, not a curated record
GUAUCCGUUGGACGGCUGGCCGCUAGAAUAUAGUCUGCCGUGGAUCGUCGGACCGUUCAGUCUUUUUGUGUCGUUCAGUAUCAUCCGAUUCGUGUGAUCGACAGCACAGCCGAAUUUUUUUUCUUUUUUUUCUAAUUCCUUGAAGUAACCAAAAACACAAAUCAAAAUGGCUGAUGAUGAGAAAAAGGCAGCAGCUCCGGCCGCGGCUCCAGCGGCGGCGGCCAAACCGGCGGCUCCGGCAGCAGCCCCGGCGGCCAAUGGCAAGGCUGCUCCGGCGGCCAAUGGAAAGGCUGCUCCGGCAGCCGCCGCCGCUCCCGCCGGUCCGCCCAAGGAUCCCAACGACCCCAAAGUGAAGGCCGAGGAGGCUAAGAAGGCUAAACAGGCUGAGAUCGAGCGCAAGCGUGCUGAGGUGCGCAAGCGCAUGGAGGAAGCCUCCAAGGCCAAGAAGGCCAAGAAGGGUUUCAUGACCCCAGAGAGGAAGAAGAAACUCAGGUUGCUGCUGCGUAAGAAAGCCGCUGAGGAGCUGAAGAAAGAACAGGAACGCAAAGCGGCUGAACGUAGACGCAUCAUCGAAGAACGUUGCGGCAGUCCCAGGAAUCUCAGCGAUGCCAGCGAAGGCGAAUUGCAAGAGAUUUGCGAAGAGUAUUACGAGCGUAUGUAUAUUUGUGAAGGCCAGAAAUGGGAUCUGGAAUACGAAGUCAGGAAAAAAGACUGGGAGAUCAACGAUCUCAAUGCCCAAGUUAACGAUCUUCGCGGCAAGUUCGUCAAGCCAGCCCUGAAGAAGGUCUCCAAAUACGAAAACAAAUUCGCCAAGCUGCAGAAGAAGGCCGCUGAGUUCAACUUCCGCAACCAGCUCAAGGUGGUGAAGAAGAAGGAGUUCACGCUGGAGGAGGAGGAGAAGGAGAAGAAACCCGACUGGUCCAAGGGCAAGCCCGGAGAUGCCAAGGUGAAGGAGGAGGUUGAGGCCGAAGCUUAAGUGUCCACACGUCCACUAGUGUCCACUGACCCGUGACUCCCGCCCUAAACAAUAAUUGAAAUUAUUUACAACAAUUAUCUGAAGCAAUACAAUUUAUAUGAAUCUAUUAAUAUAUAUAUAUCCGCAAAUAUAUAUGCAUGUAUAUAUCUCGCCAUAUAUAUGUGUCCACAAUGGAUUUGAUCAGAAAUGAAGUCAAUAAACAACAACAGCAACAACUAAA